This is a messenger RNA of Eriocheir sinensis (Chinese mitten crab), 4155 nucleotides long. RefSeq lists its product as uncharacterized. Bases 262 to 1737 code for a protein of 491 amino acids. The transcript has 11 exons. Gene Ontology annotation, biological process: cell surface receptor protein tyrosine kinase signaling pathway; intracellular signal transduction. NCBI's taxonomy places the organism in Eukaryota, Metazoa, Arthropoda, Malacostraca, Decapoda, Varunidae. The record is from RefSeq and is a predicted model, not a curated record.
AGCACGGAAACUCUGCUGUCUCGUGGCUUCUCGUCAGUGCUAGUGGUCAGGGCUGUGUCGGGGGUGUCAGUACGGGUGGCUCUUAUUAUAUAAUUUUUUUCAUUACGAAGACUUGGUUAUGCGUCUUUUCGUGGAUAAAUUUUCUUAAUGAUCUGGUGACUCAUCUUGUUGCUCCCGUGUUUAGCGUGUCCUGAGAAACAAAAGCAAGCAAAGACACUCGGUAUCUAGGCGCGGCUGCUGCAAUACGGAUAUUUAGUCACAAUGGCCUCUGGCACUGGUGACUCUGAGGAGAUAUAUGGAAACAAUGAUACAAUACUCCUCUACAAGCUAGGACUUACGGGCAAGUUACUGGGUGCUCUACAGAAGCCUGGAGGAUAUGAUGAUGGCCACGACAGCCAUGAAGAGGAGACAGAGUAUGAUGAAGGUGCCUACGACGGCCAUGAAGAGGAGACAGAGUAUGAUGAAGUUGACUACGACGGCCAUGAAGAGGAGACAGAGUAUGAUGAUUAUUAUGAUUCCUUUUCAAGUGGUGAAGAGGAGAUAGAAGACACAAACCAACAGGAGAUCGCACCAACGGAAGAGGAAAAUACUCAACAAGUCCAGGAUGAGAAUAUACAAGGUAACGAUUGUGAUGAGGAAGACGGGUACUUGGUGCUCCGUCCGUCAAGCCCAGAAGGUAUUAAUUCACAGACACCAUCCAGUUUGCCCGUUUGGCCUCCGAUGCCUCAGCCACCUUCUAACAUUACUCGCCAGCUCAGUCAACGGCGUGGGGUGCCAUGGAAGCCUCACCCCACAAGUAAAGAAAUUAACUCUGCUGCGAACAGUGUCUUCUCAAACCCCCAAAAUAAUGGAAGGAGCCCAGGCCCAUCUUUUGCUGACCUCAGUAACAGGGGUCCGAUGCCAGUCCCUGCUCAGAAGAGAGACUUUCAAAACAAGGUUUGCCCCGAAACCCCCGACAGAUCAGCGCGCCCACUACCCAAACCUGACAAGCUCGGUCUCUCAAAAGUAACCCCAAAAGGCCCCACUGAAACUGAAGGUAGCACUGUCAGGCCUAGCAGGUUUGGACAUCAGCGUCAGUCCUUGCGUGUUCCUCAGGAGAACUGUGGCGCCAAGAAUGGAGCCCCCCCAAUAAUCAAUCAUCAGACGAACAAUCAGCCGGACACCUUGGCCCAACAAAGACAGUUGCAGAAUUCUGUAAAUGCUAGGACAAAUGUACCAGUCAAAGGCUCCCCUACCAGAUAUGGACCAUCCCCUCAGAACAGUAAUAAUUGUUUGGGAUCUCCAAAGCUUCCACUCCCUUCGUCCACACCGUUUGUCAAACUGGAGAAUGGGGAGAAAAUCACUCUUACUCCACUGUACCGGAGCAUCAUAGAUAAACCCUACUUCCAUUUGGUUUCAAGAGACUUUGCAAAGAACUUGACAACGACAGGAGGGGCCGGAGCCUUCCUCAUCCGGCCGUCCAGGAAGACCGGCAAUCCUCUGACCAUCACCGUCAACAACGGGCGCAAUAACUUCCACGUCAGCAUCAGGCGGCGGCCCGACAACCUCUUUGCCCUGGGGAGUGAGAGGAGAGAGGAAAUGACCUUUUCUACAAUAGAUGAGAUCAUUGACACCCAUCAACAGACGCCCAUCGUCCUUUCCAAUGGAACACGCCUCACGCUGAAACACUCCCCUAUUAGGACUGGUAAUACUUAUGUUCAACACUCUGUACCUGGGAGCAGAGGGAACAGAAAUUGAGCAAAGGAGGCAGCUCAAGGGCACACACAAAAAAGAAAACAAUAAUAAAAAAAGCCUGCUACUCGCUGCUCCUAAAAAAGAAACAAAAGAAGUGGCCGAAAGGAAGAUCAAAUACGGGAGGAGAGGUGUCCUGAUACCCUCCUUUUGAAAGAGUUCAAGUCGUAGGUAGGAGGAAAUACAGAUGAAGGAAGAUUGUUCCAGAGUUAAGGAGAGACCGAGGAUGUUUAGUGUUGAGGAAGGUGAUAGCUGGGUGUUGUCAAAGAAUAGGGGAUAGUUGUUUGGAAGAUUGUGUCGAGUGGAUAGGUGGAGAAACUGUGUUUUUGAGGCGUUGAAGGACACCAGGUUUUUCUUGCCCCAAUCGGAAAUAAUAGUAAGGUCUGAGGCUAAGCGUUAAGUUCCUGAAGGGUGGGUCUUCUAUUAAAAUAAGUUGAGUAAUGCAGAGUGGAAUCAUCGGCGUAGGAAUGGAUAGGACAGUUCGUUUUGGAAAGAAGAUCAUCAAUGAACAACAGAAAAAGAGUGGGAGAUAGGACAGAACCCUGUGGGACACCACUGUUAAUAGAUUUAGGGGAAGAACAGUGACCGUCUUCCACGGCAGAAAUAGAACGGUCAGAAAGGAAACUGGAGAUAAAGGUACAGAGAGAAGGAUAGAAACCGUAGGAGGGUAGUUUAGAAAGCAAAGAUUUGUGCCAGACCCUAUCAAAAGCUUUUGAUAUGUCCAGCGCAAUAGCAAAAGUUUCACCGAAACGGCUAAGAGAGGAUGACCAAGAGUCAGUUAAGAAGGCUAGGAGAUCACCAGUAGAACGCCCCUUGCGGAACCCAUACUGGCGAUCAGAUAGAAGGUCAGAAGUGGAAAGGUGCUUUUGAAUCUUCCGGUUAAGGAUUGAUUCAAAAGCUUUAGAUAGACAAGAAAGUAAAGCUAUAGGACGGUAGUUUGAGGGAUUGGAGCGGUCACCCUUCUUAGGUACAGGCUGUAUGAAGGCAUACUUCCAGCAAGAAGGAAAGGUAGAUGUUGACAGGCAGAGGCGAAAGAGUUUGACCAGGCACGGUGACAGCACGGAGGCACAGUUUUAAAGGACAAUAGGAGGCACUCCAUCAGGUCCACAAGCCUUCUGAGGAUUGAGGCCAGAGAGGGCAUAGAUAACAUCAUUUUGAAGAAUCUUUAUAACAGGCAUAAAGGAGUCAGAGGGGGGAUGAGUAGGAGGAAUAUGCCCAGAAUCGUCCAGAGUGGAGUUUUUAGAAAAAGUUUGAGAGAAGAGUUCAGCCUUAGAGAUAGAUGAGACGGCAGUGUUGCCGUCAGGACUGAGGAGUGGAGGGAAAGAUGAAGAAGUGAAGUUGGAGGAGAUGUUUUUGGCUAGAUGCCAGAAGUCACGGGAAGAGUUAGAGAAAGCAAGGUUUUGACAUUUUCUAUUAAUGAAAGAAUUUUUGGUUAGUCGGUGGGUCCAGAGGGUGUACAGGAGCGAUAGGACAGGAUGCAGAAAUAAGAUUGUGAUCGGAGGAGCCCAACGGAGAGAACAGUUUGACAGAAUAAGCAGAAGGGUUUGAGGUAAGGAAGAGGUCUAGAAUGUUGGGCCGAUCUCCAAGACGGUCGGGAAUACGUGUAGGGUGCUGGACCAACUGCUCUAGGUCGUUGAGGAUAGCAAAGUUGUAGGCUUGUUCACCAGGAUGGUCAGUGAAAGAGGAUGAAAGCCAAAGCUGGUGGUGAACAUUGAAAACUCCUAGGAUGGAGAUUUCAGCGAAGGGAGAGUGGGUCAAGAUGUGCUCCACUUUAGAAUUAAAAUAGUCAAAGAAUUUUACAUAGUUGGUAGAGUUAGGUGAGAGAUAAACAGCACAUAUGUAUUUAGUAAUAGAAUGACAAUGAAGUCUUAGCCAGAUGGUGGAAAAUUCAGAAGAGUCAAGGUCGUGGGCACGAGAGCAAGUGAUGUCGUUGCGCACGUAGGCGCAACAUCCAGCUUUGGAUUGAAAUUUAGGAUAGAGAUAGUAGGAGGGAACAGAGUAGAGAUUGCUGUCAGUAGCCUCAGAAACCUGUGUUUCGGUAAGGAAGAGAAGGUGAGGUUUAGAGGUACUACUAAAUUACAAUCAGUUUCUUUAUCUUGAUCGUACUACACUCAUUUGGCUCCACUUCCUUCCACCUGAUUGGCUGAACAGAAUGUGUCGCGCCGGGAUAAUUCAACGAGUGAACUAUUAUAUAGGAAAAAGGUAUCACAUUCUAGGCACUUGGUAAUACUAGGCCUAAAAAUUAUCAUCAUAUAUACAAGAAAAACCUGAGUAGUAUGUGUCAAACUCAUUCAAGACAGGAUAAGCAAUCUUCUUUUUUCAUCCAGCUAUCGCAAUAUAUUAAUGUAAAAUUUGUUGAGAGUUCCACCAGUUACAUACUUGGUUGCAUAACUUUGUAUCAAUAAUAAAACUGUAAUCCGCUUG